AUGAUUGUGAACGAGAUUGGUGAUGUUACUAUUACCAACGACGGCGCUACUAUUCUCAACAUGUUGGAGGUCGAACAUCCUGCAGGAAAGAUCCUUGUCGAGUUAGCUCAACAGCAGGACAAGGAGGUUGGUGAUGGAACCACCUCUGUCGUGAUCAUUGCAGCUGAGCUCCUGAAGAGGGCUAACGAGCUGGUGAAGAACAAGAUCCACCCUACAACCAUCAUCACUGGAUACAGGCUGGCAUCGAAGGAGGCGUGCAAGUUCAUUGCAGAUCAAAUGUCCAUCAAGGUCGAUUCUCUCGGACGUGAGUGCCUUGUCAAUGCUGCAAAGACCAGUAUGUCCAGCAAGAUUAUUGGAUCGCAUGAUGAGUUCUUCUCAAACAUGGCUGUCGAUGCUAUGCUCGCAGUCAAGUCGACCAACAGCCGUGGCGAACACAGAUACCCUGUCAAAGCUGUCAACAUCUUGAAGGCUCACGGGCGCAGCGCCACCGAGUCCAUGUUGAUUAAAGGAUACGCCCUCAACUGCACGGUUGCUAGUCAGGCCAUGAAGACCAGGAUCACCAACGCCAAGAUUGCAUGCUUGGAUAUCAACCUCCAGAAAGUUCGCAUGAACUUGGGAGUGCAUAUCAUGGUCGACGAUCCAGACAAGCUGGAGGAUAUCCGUAAAAGGGAGAGCGACAUUACAACCGAGCGUAUCCAAAAGAUUCUCGCCACUGGAGCCAACGUGAUUUUGACUACCAAGGGAAUCGAUGAUAUGUGCUUGAAGUUGUUUGUGGAAGCUGGCGCUAUAGCUGUUCGUCGCUGUAAGAAGGAGGAUCUUCGCAGGAUCGCAAAGUCCACAGGAGCAACAUUGAUCUCAACAUUGGCUAACUUGGAGGGCGAAGAGACCUUUGAUGAAUCAUAUCUGGGUUAUGCUGAAGAGGUUGCACAGGAGCGGAUCUCGGAUGAUGAGUGUAUUUUGAUUAAGGGCACAAAGGCUCAAUCAUCUUCGUCAAUCAUUCUUCGUGGAGCCAACGAUUUUAUGCUGGAUGAGAUGGAGCGUUCGUUGCACGACGCAUUGUGCGUGGUCAAGCGCACCUUGGAGAGUGGAAGCGUCGUGCCCGGAGGAGGAGCAGUUGAGACAGCCUUGAACAUCUAUCUUGAAAACUUUGCCACUACCUUGGGCUCUCGCGAGCAAUUGGCCAUUAUGGAGUUUGCUAACGCACUGCUGGUGAUUCCCAAGACAUUGGCUGUCAAUGCUGCCAAGGACUCGACGGACUUGGUGGCCAGUCUCCGUGUUCUCCAUAACAAUGCCCAGUGUGAUCCAUCGCAGCAGGGAUUGAAGUGGUACGGACUUGAUCUGAUCAAGGGCGAGGUCCGUGACAAUGUUCAUGCCGGUGUUCUUGAACCUGCUCUUUCCAAGAUCCGUGCCCUGCGAUCGGCAACGGAGACAGCGUUGUCGAUCUUGCGUAUCGAUGAUAUGAUCACGGUAGCGCCAGAGCAGCGUGAGCAGGAUGAUGGCCAUGGACAUUAG
This is a messenger RNA of Gamsiella multidivaricata, 1512 nucleotides long. Its product is annotated as T-complex protein 1 subunit alpha. Gene Ontology annotation, molecular function: ATP hydrolysis activity; ATP-dependent protein folding chaperone; ATP binding. The transcript has 5 exons. Gene Ontology annotation, biological process: protein folding. The coding region runs from base 1 to 1512 and encodes 503 amino acids. The record is from RefSeq and is a predicted model, not a curated record. NCBI's taxonomy places the organism in Eukaryota, Fungi, Mortierellomycota, Mortierellomycetes, Mortierellales, Mortierellaceae. Gene Ontology annotation, cellular component: chaperonin-containing T-complex.